Molecule: messenger RNA, 2195 nt
Organism: Alligator sinensis (Chinese alligator)
Lineage: Eukaryota; Metazoa; Chordata; Crocodylia; Alligatoridae
Gene: ATP1B1
Product: ATPase Na+/K+ transporting subunit beta 1
Exons: 7
Coding region: 1-1203 (400 amino acids)
Biological process (GO): intracellular potassium ion homeostasis; intracellular sodium ion homeostasis; sodium ion export across plasma membrane
Cellular component (GO): sodium:potassium-exchanging ATPase complex
Molecular function (GO): ATPase activator activity
Source: RefSeq, a predicted model, not a curated record
AUGGAGGUAAAACUCAGAGAAGGUAUCAGUAAGUUAAAGGUAAAACAUGUACAGGGCAUUGCAAUCAUCCCCAAAUCAGAAAACUCGGACUUCAGAUUACUCAAGGGAAAUCUGAACAUGAUAGCGAGCCCCUCGAAGCUGUCUCCUAGCAACUGGCUGGAACUUGAAGCCAGGCUGCCAGGCGCAGAAAAACGUGCGCCUCCACCCGCUGCCUCCCCGGCGCCUGGUGCAGUUCUGCACCUGCCUCCCCGGCUCAUCUGCAGGUGCAUUGCAGUCUGCGCCGCGCUGACCGGGGGCACCCUGUCUGAAGGUCGCCGGCACCAUCACUCCGUCUGGCCUCCCCCGUCUCCUUCCUUCCGGCUGCUUGGAUUCCCCCAGUCGCAAGUUAAGAUUCUUCUCUUCUACUUGAUUUUCUACGGCUGCCUGGCAGGUAUAUUCAUUGGGACCAUUCAAGUCAUGCUGCUCACCAUCAGUGAAUUCGAACCCAAAUACCAGGAUCGAGUGGCGCCCCCAGGAUUGACCCAGAUCCCACAAGUAUUAAAGACAGAAAUUUCCUUUUCUGCCUCUGAUUCUAAAAGCUAUGAGAUGUAUGUGAGUGCCAUCAACAAAUUCCUACUUACAUACAGUGAUGAACAACAAAUGGGAAAUGCUGCAUUUGAGGACUGCGGUGAUGUACCCUCUUCAUACAAAGACAGAGGAGAAUAUAAGGAAGGUCAAGGUCGGAAGAAUGUCUGCAAAUUCAAACGCGACUGGCUGGGGAACUGCUCUGGAUUACACGACCCCACCUAUGGGUACAAGGAUGGCAAGCCAUGCCUCAUUAUCAAGCUCAACCGAGUUAUGGGCUUCAAACCUAAGCCUCCACAAAACAGCUCCCUCCCCGAAGACUUUGUAGGAAAAUUCCAUGAGAAUAUCAUUCCUAUCCACUGUGCUGGCAAGAAAGAAGAUGAUGUGUCUAAACUAGGCACUGUAGAAUAUUACGGGCUGGGGGGAUUUCCUGGCUUUCCUCUACAAUAUUACCCAUACUAUGGCAAGAUCCUCCAGCCAGAUUAUCGCCAGCCCCUGGUGGCAGUGCAGUUCACUAACCUGACCUUUGACACAGAAGUCCGCAUAGAGUGCAAGGCCUACGGUGAGAACAUUCACUAUAGUGACAAGGACCGUUUCCAGGGACGCUUCGAUGUUAAAUUUGACAUAAAGAGCAGCUGAUCAUAAGCACCAUUUUUUCUUUCCCAUCCUCCUAGCCAUUUAAAAGUUUAAAAUAAACAAAACAAAAAAAACCUACUAGUCUUGAACAAACUGUCAUACGUAUGGGACCUACACGUAAUCUAUAUGCUUUACACUAGCUUUCUGCAUUUACUAGGUUAGAAUGUAAACUUAAAGUGUAGCAAUAGCGACAGGAAUAUUUAAAUAUUUAUUCUACUGUAAAUGACAAAAGAAAACAAUUGAGCCUUGGGACAUGCCCAUUUUUACUGUAAAUUAUGAUUCCAUAACUGACUUGUAGUAAGCAGUGUUUCUGGCCCCUAAGUAUUGCUGCCUAGUGUAUUUUAUUUAGUGUACAGUACUAUAGGUGCAUACUCUGGUCACUUUUUUUUCCAAGCCAUGUAUUGUAUUUGUUUUCUACUUUCUGUGAGCAAAAAUGUUGGUGUCCAAGGUGUAAAUACUCCAUGGGACUAGAACUGGCAUGAUACUCUAAUUUUUUUCCCCCCUCUUAAACAUAAAGGCCCACCUGUGAGACUAUUUAACAGCACUCCAUAGAGCCUUCUUAUUUUCCUGUAGUGUUAGGGUAUUCUUAUUUGGAGGGGUGGCAGGGAAAACUAACUUAAGUAAAGCUAAAAGAAAACUAGGUGAUUGUGUACUGUGCUUUGUAGCGAAUGCUGUCUCUUUCCACCUUUCCCCUCAUCUUCCAGUAUGUUGUGUGUGAGACCUGGGUCAGGCUAUCACUCAUCAGUGGUAGGAAAAAACUAUUUUGGUUUUGUGUGUAUUUUCUCUCUCUCUCUCCUUUCUUUCUCUCUCUCUCCCCCCACUCCUUUCCCCCCUCCCCCCGAGGCAUCACACAGUGUGGUGCUAAUGUCUUUAUUGAAUGUUUUAACCAUUUUCAUGGUGGAAGAAUUUUAUAUUUAUGCAGUUGUACAAUUUUAUUUUUUCUGCAAGAAAGUGUAAUGUAUGAAAUAAACCAAAGUCACAUGUGUGAAAAUAAA